Dentiscutata heterogama is the source of this 300-nucleotide messenger RNA. Lineage: Eukaryota; Fungi; Glomeromycota; Glomeromycetes; Diversisporales; Gigasporaceae. The record is from the annotation of a GenBank genome assembly.
AUGGGAAUUUACAGAUCAAGCAAUCGACGUUACCAAGCUCGACAAGCAGCUCGAAAAAGCUUAGAAAAGCGUCAAGCUAUCUCUCACAAUAAGAUUAUUGCAGAAAUCAAAGCCUUAAUAUUAGAUUUAAAUCAAGAACAGCUUAAUGAUAUUUAUAAAGUAUUAAUGAAGCUUAUGAAUAAUGAAACCAUUACGGUGGUGUUCUUGGAACUUCUUUUAGUUCUUAGCAUUUCUAAGAUCGUACUUUCGUCCUAUGUUCUUGUGUCUUGUGGACGCAUUACUCUUGGUAUAUUCUGGGGC